AGACGAUUGUCUAGAGCAAGGCACGCAGGGAAAAUACGAUGGAUAUCGACGCACACCAAACGAAAAUUCCAUCCAGUGAAAAACGUAGUGAUCAUUUUCAAAAGGCUUCAUCGUUGCUGUCUGUUGCAGCCAUCAUGAUGACGGUUGCUCUCUUUGUAAGAACGGAGACAAACAUGAAAAUUCUGGAUUCAAAAUUUACGCAGAAAAUUCAAGAAAUGGGAGAUUCUCUAGAUUCUUUAAGGGUUGCUCGCCAAGUCCUUCUAACAGACUCAGACAUUUCCAAAGGUAUGGAACACAAAGUCAACAUAGUUCGUCGCAGCUUAACUUCCAAUGAGAGCGACUCCGUUAAUGAAGCAGAAGCCGACAAUGGAUUCAAGAAGUACGUGACUUCUAUUGUGACUGAGUCCAUAGGGACCUACUGCCUCUCCCCCGGUAAAGUCUGUGUGGCAGGCCCUCGUGGACUAAAAGGAACUCCGGGAAAUCGCGGUAGACGGGGUCCAAAAGGAACUAAGGGAGAAACGGGAACGAAAGGAUUUAUGGGACCACCUGGCAAAUCUGGAAAACAAGGAAUAAAAGGAGAUGUUGGGAAUCCUGGAAUUAAAGGAGAUAAAGGUGACAAAGGGGUUCCUGGACAUCCAGGACCGAAAGGUGAACCAGGCCAGUCCUUAUCUGCUCCAGACGUAAAUGUAUCUCCUGUCUCACUCACAGUCACCGAGAACCAGACCGCCAUCUUUCAUUGCUCAGCGACUGGUCAUCCGAAGCCUAAAGUCUCCUGGAGAAAAAUAAAUGGUGCUGAACUGGUGACAACAGACGGUCCCGAUACUGCACUUCAUGUCAGAACUGCAGGUUAUAAUGACUCAGGAAGUUAUAUGUGCACAGCUACAAGUGUCUUAGGAAAAGCUCAGAAGAUGGCGAAACUUUAUGUAGAAGGUUAGCAGUUUGAUAUACAGAUUUUUGUAUUAACCCCUAAGAACGAUACCGGCAACCCUUGGCGAUGAAAUUCCCUUUCUAAGCAGUUUUCGGUAUCAGUGGUUAUGAACCUCCUUCAUCUAGUCAGGAAUAAAGCGGAAUUAAACAUUGAACGGGAACGCACGAUGGCGCUCGGUCGGCUUAUUUGCAGCUCUGCUUGCAAGUUUCGUUUACGUUCUUUGCUGUUCAUUUAUUUCAAUAGUCAAAGUUGGUGCUUUGUGGGGGAGUAAUAUU
Molecule: messenger RNA, 1203 nt
Organism: Stylophora pistillata
Lineage: Eukaryota; Metazoa; Cnidaria; Anthozoa; Scleractinia; Pocilloporidae
Source: RefSeq, a predicted model, not a curated record